GACAAGCAAUUAAUUAAAAAAUGGAAGGUUCAAGGCUAGAAGAAACGAUGAAGAAGGGAGGAGAAAAGUAUAGGUCCUUUCUCCAUGAAGAUUUAGCAGAGAACACCAAUUGGAGACACGGUGGUCCCCCUGUUUACGAUGCCGUAAACAAACUGUUUGAAGAAGGCCGAACCAAGGUGUGGGAAAAGGGAUCAUUAGAAGAAACCGUACAAAAUGCAAUAAAAUCAUGGGAGAUGGAACUAAGCCACAAGACUCGCAUACAAGACUUCAAGACAAUCAAUCCUGAAAAGUUCAAGCUCAUUGUCAACGGCAGGGAGGGUUUAUCAGCCGAGGAAACAUUGAAGGUAGGGAGUUAUAAUGCCUUACUUAAAAAUACACUUCCUGAUGAAUACAAGUAUUACAAAGCUGAAGAAGAAACCUUUGAAUCGUCUCACGAUGUUUUUCGAUCAGCCUUUCCUCGUGGAUUUGCGUGGGAAGUGAUAAGCGUCCAUUCUGGACCGCCCGUGAUAUCGUAUAAGUUCAGGCAUUGGGGUUACUUUGAAGGUCCGUACAAAGGCCAUGCCCCUACUGGCGAAAUGGUUGAUUUCUAUGGAAUGGGCAUCCUCAAGGUUGAUGAAUCAUUGAGAGCCGAAGAUGUUGAGAUUUAUUACGAUCCAGCUGAUCUAAUCUCGAAAUUGCUCAAGGGACCGUUGAUGAUACCUGGAGACCAAAAUGUGGCCGUGGAUACUUCUGUGGCACAAACGGGCAGUUGCCCUUACCAGAAUUAAUUAGCAAGACGGACGAUAUAUAUGUGUUUGCUCUUGAUGAUGUUGUGAUCCUUUUUCUGGUUAAUUUGUGUGCUUAAUUUACUGUUUUAGUUUUUUCUCAUUCGAUCAAUAUCAAAUUUGAAUGUAUGAACUCGAUCAAGUUCUCCAAUGUUGAAAAUUCUAAAUUCUUUGUA
Erigeron canadensis is the source of this 940-nucleotide messenger RNA. RefSeq names its product pathogen-related protein. Lineage: Eukaryota; Viridiplantae; Streptophyta; Magnoliopsida; Asterales; Asteraceae. The record is from RefSeq and is a predicted model, not a curated record. The transcript is spliced from 4 exons. Bases 21 to 767 code for a protein of 248 amino acids.